UCACGUAAUCCUGAUUUUCCCCUCGCUAGGCUCGUUUUACGUGACACACGUAAAAAUAAUGUGAAAGUGUACUGGCAAAAAAAUGUUUUCACGUUGAUGUUACGUGAAAAGCCUUAUGGUAUUUUUCCACUAGGGUUUUCCAUGUAGUUUUUAUGUAUUUUGAAAUGUAACUUCAACGGCACUCGAGUGCGCCAUUCGGCGAAAUUUCUACGUGAAUAUUUUAGUAUGAAAAUUGAUGGCGUUCGGUGAAGAACUGCUGCCAGACUUGUGGUCGCAAAAUUUUAUCGAAAAUGUAACAGAUGAUGUCUAGAAGAAGCAUCUUCUUUCUCGAUGGCCAUUGGCAUUCUGGCCGGUGAUAUCACCAGCGGUGACCUGAAGAACCCCUCGAAGGCGAUCCCAGGCGCAAUCUCGGUCAUCAUCCUGACGUCGAUUUCGUCCGUCGGAACGGCAAUUGUGGCCGAUAUUACUGUGGUGAAUGACGCCAUCGGAAAUGUUUCGGACUUGGCCAACGGGUCGUGGAUCUAUGCCGAUUGUGCCCCGGAGAAGUACGAGUACGGAUUACACAACUCGUUCCAGGUCAUGGAGUUGGUAUCUGGUCCAAUCAUCUACGCCGAGUACGCCGAAAAGGGUUUCUCCGCGGUCAGCAGAAUCGGCAAACUUUGACCACAUAUCAUACACAUCAUACAGUGCAGUCAUCAGUUUAUUUCCGGCAAGAGGCACGGCAUUACAAAGUUGUGUACAGUGAAAUCGUUUCAAUAAAGUUUAAAAAGUAUAAAUAAAAAAAAUAUCUUCUAAUUAAAAUUAAUUCUUCUUAUUUCCAUCCGAAAAAAAAGAAACUAAAAUCAGAAACUACUACUAUAAAAUUUAUAUAGCGCUUACUACAACAUACAUGUAGAAAUCAUCGAUUGAUUCAUUUAGCUUUUACGUGUGAAACACGUAGAAUCAACGUGAAGGGAUCUGGCCAAACAAAUUCCGUUUCUACUAGGGUCACCUCGUAGAAGUUACGUGAAAACCCUAGUGGAAAAAUACCACAUAGCUUUUCACGUAACUUCAACGUGAAUAUUUUUUUGAGUGUGCAUGAAAAUUCCAGUCGCAGCCACCCUGACAGAAAAGUCCGUCGGACGUCCGUCGUUUCCCUGACUGAAAAGUCCGUCAGACGUCCGUCGUUUGUCGUCCGUGCAACUGUACGACGUCGCACGACAAUGUCGUGCGACUUUCGCGCGAAUGUCAUACGUUUUUGCACCAAAAUGUCGUAUUUGUCGUGCGAUCGAUGAUCGAAAUUGUACGACAUUGUCGUACGACAUUGUCGUACGACAUUCGACCGACGUCGCACGGUUUUGUUAUUUAGAAUGUCGUGCUAUUGUCGCGUGCUGUUAUUUCGGAUUUUUAGGUUAUGUUGCAGUUGAAAAAAAACUGUUGUUUUGUUUUGAUUGUUUUUUUUUUAUUCAAACUGUCAAAAUUUCACAAACAUAUUCACUUGUUCACUAAAUUUCACUUGCGGAUCGCCGAAUCUUCUCCAACUUGGCUUCCUUCGGGAUUUGCCUUGACCGCAGAUUCCGGCUUUGAUGUUGGUGUUCUUCUGAGGCGGCCGUGGCAGCAUCUUAGGCGUGUUGGACUUUUGCUCCUCGCCGAGCUGAUCAAACGCCUUGGCGACGAUCUUGGACCUCCGACGGAUUGAUGUUUACCGGAGUACGAGACAACGUGGGUUUGUGGAGCAUGAGUACGAGAAAACGUGGCUGCUUCCGUGGGUUCUACGGAAGCCACGCGGGACCACACGGGGACGCAUGGUUUCCGGCAGGAUCAGAUUGGAAUAUGUUUACUGCCUGAAAAAAUAUAUCAUCAAUCAACAAUUGGCAAGAACUUAUAAAUUAAAUUCAGAUUUCAAUAAUAAUAAUAAUAAAAUUUCAAGACAAUAAAAUUUCAAAUAUGUAUUUUUGAACUGUAAAAGAAAAACUAAAUUUAUGAAUUCUCGCUAACUUUUACAAAAGGUUCUGUGUACAUAGGAAACCAAUGACGCAUUGGUUGUUUUGAAAAUGUAAUCAAGAAUUAUUAAAAUUUAAACAUUUAAAACGAAUUAUAAAUGAAGACUUCUAAAAAAUUUAGAUUUAAAAACGCAUAAAUCAUUCGAGCUGUCACCUUCGGCGUGCUAACAUCGUGUCGAAUAAGUAGCUCUCGCGAAAAGUUAAUUUAUUACCGCUCCCGGUGUGUUCGCCAGCACCCUGGGGAA
Molecule: messenger RNA, 2227 nt
Organism: Culex pipiens pallens (northern house mosquito)
Lineage: Eukaryota; Metazoa; Arthropoda; Insecta; Diptera; Culicidae
Product: solute carrier family 12 member 1-like
Exons: 2
Coding region: 331-663 (110 amino acids)
Biological process (GO): transmembrane transport
Cellular component (GO): membrane
Source: RefSeq, a predicted model, not a curated record